GAGUAGAAAGCCCAAUUCGGGAGAGCUCAAGGUCCAGUCCAUUCCUCCUUGAGGGCAGGAGAUGACGCCAGAGAGAGCUCUAAGGUCCCAGCUCCCAAGGCAAAAAGGCACCAGUUGCAACAGAAGGUGAUUCAGGAACCAAAGUCCACCACCUCUACCAGAUAUCAGGAAGACAGCAGGAAGCAGUAACCUGUGAUAAAAAGUCUAUGUACUGGGUUUCGAAUUGCCUUUUAGAGAUGGAGAACAGUGUUCUGAUGCUGAACCUGAUGCUGGUAGCUCCGGUGUCUGCUGCAGAUCACCUUGGUUUCCUAGAAAGCAUCUGGUUGUCCAUUCACCAGCGGCCCUGGCUCAUGGGUGUUUAUGUGUUUGCUGUGGGACUUCCCAUGAUUCUCUUCAUCAGCUUCAUGUGGCCUGACAAGAGGUUUGGACCACCAGAUCAGCCGUACUACUAUAAGAAAUCAGAUGAUGUUCAACCAGAUGAUCCUGAGAUCUCAUUGCUGAAGAAAUCAGCAAAGACCAAAGGAUCACUGAACAGUGAAGAUCCCUCAGGAAAGAUGACCACAUCAACUCACCAGAGGAGCCGGAGCAAGCACUCCUGAUCUUUGUGUUUUUGCCUCCUCAUUAUGUCUAAGAGAUGGUCAGGGUUCAGUCAGAAACCGGUGUCCAGUCUGAGCUUCAUAUACUGGUGUGCUAGGGUUUACAGUGUCAGUAAUAAAGAAUAUACACUGAACAAAAAUAUAAACAAAA
Nothobranchius furzeri (turquoise killifish) is the source of this 747-nucleotide messenger RNA. Its product is annotated as calnexin. The record is from RefSeq and is a predicted model, not a curated record. Lineage: Eukaryota; Metazoa; Chordata; Actinopteri; Cyprinodontiformes; Nothobranchiidae.